AUGCCGAACGACGACCUCAAGGCCCACGCGGCCUCACAGGAAGACUUCUACGCGCUGCUGGACAUCCCCGCCGCCGCCGGGGAGAACGAGAUCCGACGCGCCUACCGCCGCACCGCGCUCAAGUACCACCCGGACAAAAUCGCCAACCCGACUCCCGCCGACCUCGACAAGUUCCAUCUCCUGCAGAUCGCCUACGAUGUGCUCUCGGACCCGGCCAUCCGCCAGCUGUACGACAAUGCGCGGGAGGCGCGCCAGCGCAAGCAGCGUGAGCGCGACAUGAUGGACGCCGCGAAGCGGAAGAUGCGCGAGGACCUGGAGGCGCGGGAACGCGCCGGUGCGGCGGGGGCGGGGGCCGGCGUGCAGCGUGGCGUGAAGAGGCCGUGGAUGGGUGCGGGCACGGAUGACACGGAUGCGGAGGAGAAGUUGCAGCGCGAGAUUGAGCGGAUUGCGGAGGAUGGGCGUCGGCGCCGGCGGGAGGUCGAGGAGCAGUUGAAGCGUGCGGCUGAUGAAGAAGAGCAACGGCUGAAGCAGGAAGAGGAGGAGGCGAAGCGGGCGGCGGAUCGGAGUAGCCAGCGGGUGGAUCGGUCGCGCGAGGGAGGCGGAUCGAAUGUGCCUGAGCUGGAGCGCGCGGUGAAGGUGCGCUGGUGUUGUGGAUUCGGUGUCAUGGGCUUUAGGGACCCAGCCUGA
This is a messenger RNA of Aspergillus terreus NIH2624, 687 nucleotides long. RefSeq names its product putative cell cycle control protein (Cwf23). Gene Ontology annotation, biological process: spliceosomal complex disassembly. Gene Ontology annotation, cellular component: spliceosomal complex. The record is from RefSeq and is a predicted model, not a curated record. The transcript has 2 exons. Lineage: Eukaryota; Fungi; Ascomycota; Eurotiomycetes; Eurotiales; Aspergillaceae. The coding region runs from base 1 to 687 and encodes 228 amino acids.